UGCUGGCCAGAUUGGAUUUAGAAUCCAAUAAAAAAGAAGGGGAAAAACAAAUAGUUUUGAUUAUACAGAGGAAAAAAUCACCAAUCCAGUGGCAGAAGUGUAAUUCUGAGAGAUUAAAAGGUUAUAUGCUGUUAUAAAUUCUGCGCCUGUCUGGUUCUGUGGGAAGGAAACCGACAGACCAUCUGCUCACACUGGCUAUAACCUGUGUUUAUACAUAGGGCUUUUGUUGGUGGCUCAGAGAGGGAGAGAGGGAAGCAGAAGAGGAAGUCAAGCCUGUGAAAAGAAAGUGCAAAUCUAAGAAGAUUAGGCCAGUGUCUUGGUAUGAUAUCAGUGCCUACAAGAAUCUAUUUGUUAGCUGAAAAAUGAUGAUGGAAUCAUGCUAUUCACUCUAAACAAUAUUUGAGAUUUGUCUAGGUUUGAGAAAAUUUGUAUCAGAAAGGUUUCCUGGUAUUGCUGUGAAGAGCUUUGUUGGCAACAAAUUGGCUAUUCUACAAUGCAAAAAUCCCAGAAGAAAACAAUUUCAGAUGGGUCUCGUAGGUAUGGUGACCAACCUAUGCAAUAUCAGGAGUCCUAUUGUUGGCCGCCCAUCCAGAAUAUUGAUGCAGGAAGUCAAGGGACGCACCUUUCAGCUAUGACUGCUGAUCAAUACUGUACCCUAGAAUCAUCCUCUGAAACUAGUGCUUACCCAGUUCACAAUUCUCCAUCCACAGCUAGUUUCUCGCCAAAUGAAAGUGUGGUUUCACAGCCAAAUUCUCAGUCAUAUCCUUCAGAUCUGCAGGAUUCCUCUGAGAAUGCUUGUGGUUCACCAACAAGUGAGUCUUAUGUCACCCACAAGUUAAGAGAACUUGAAACUGCUAUGCUGGGGCCUGAUUCAGAUAAUCUUGACAUGUACAGCAUGACUGCAAUGCCUGGACCCAACCAGAUUGUAUCUGAGGCAGAGAAAUGGAAGUUUUUGGUUGAGAUGAUGUCCAGAGGAGACUUGAAAGAAGCACUUUGCACUUGUGCUCUAGCCAUUGCAAAUGGUGAUAUGUUCACGGUUGAAUGGUUAAUGUCAGAGUUACGCCAGAUGGUGUCAGUUACUGGUGAGCCUAUCCAACGUUUGGGAGCUUACAUGCUGGAAGGCCUUGUUGCAAGGUUGGCAUCAUCAGGAAGUUCUAUCUACAAUGCCCUGAGGUGUAAGGAGCCUGCUGGUGCUGAUCUCCUUUCCUACAUGCUUUUACUCUAUGAAGCCUGCCCAUACUUCAAGUUUGGGUAUAUGUCAGCAAAUGGAGCAAUUGCUGAUGCAAUGAAGGAUGAAAUUAGUGUCCAUAUAAUUGAUUUUCAAAUUGCGCAAGGCAGCCAGUGGGUCACCUUAAUCCAGGCUCUUGCAGGUCGGCCUGGAGGACCCCCACGUAUUCGGAUUACAGGAAUUGAUGAUUCCACAUCAGCUUAUGCCCGGGGAGGAGGACUUGAGAUAGUGGGGAAGAGACUGUUGAAGCUCGCUGAGUCAUACAAGGUACCAUUUGAGUUCCAUACUGCUGGAGUUUCUGCUUCUGAAAUUCAAAUUGAAAAUCUUGGAAUUCAACCUGGGGAAGCUGUGGCAGUUAAUUUUGCAUUAACGCUCCACCACUUGCCAGAUGAAAGUGUGGGCACUCAAAAUCAUCGGGACAGGUUAUUGAGGUUGGUUAAAUCCUUGUCUCCCAAGGUGGUAACUCUUGUUGAACAAGAAUCUAAUACUAAUACAGUCCCUUUCUUUGCCCGUUUUGUUGAGACACUAAACUAUUAUCUAGCUAUCUUUGAAUCAAUUGAUGUUACAUUACCAAGAGAAAACAAGGAACGAAUCAGUGUUGAACAGCACUGUCUUGCUCGGGAGGUUGUUAAUAUUGUAGCGUGUGAGGGUGCUGAGAGAGUUGAACGCCAUGAACCUCUUGGCAAGUGGAGAUCUCGGUUUGAGAUGGCUGGAUUUACACCUUAUCCACUAAGCUCUUUUGUCAAUUCUACUAUCAAGAUUCUGCUGGAGAACUACUCUGAAAAGUAUACUCUUGAAGAGAGAGAUGGAGCUCUCUUUCUUGGCUGGAUGAACCGACCUUUGGUUGCCUCUUGUGCAUGGAGAUGAUACAUGGAUAUCAGAUUGACAAGUCUAUUCUUCAUAUGGCAAUUUGAGACGAAAACUAUGACAAAGCAGGGAAGUACAGCACAUGGAUUUCUUAAGAUCACAGAUUCUGGGUUGGAGUGCAUCCCCUUCACUUCCACUGGAAUCACACUGUUUGUAUCCCAUCAACCUUAUCGAUCACUGUCCCAGCAAUUAUCCUGCACACAGUUACAGGCUUACAGCCCUUUCCAUUUUCUUUGAAAAGGGUAUUAUGUUAUCACAAAGUUCAUUGCUGCUUGUACUCAAUCAAAUCCUUCAGUUCUUGGUGUAUUCUGUAUCAAAAUUAGAUUGAAUUAUUCUGCAGAUACCUACAAGCAGGAUCCCUUGGAAUUUUUGCUGCAACAGGCAUUGUUGUGCAACAGGAUAUUGCUGUGCCAUAGAAUAGCAAAAGCUCGUUUCCAUCUACAA
Populus nigra (black poplar) is the source of this 2539-nucleotide messenger RNA. RefSeq names its product scarecrow-like transcription factor PAT1. NCBI's taxonomy places the organism in Eukaryota, Viridiplantae, Streptophyta, Magnoliopsida, Malpighiales, Salicaceae. Gene Ontology annotation, cellular component: nucleus. The record is from RefSeq and is a predicted model, not a curated record. The transcript is spliced from 3 exons. Gene Ontology annotation, biological process: regulation of DNA-templated transcription. Gene Ontology annotation, molecular function: sequence-specific DNA binding; DNA-binding transcription factor activity. The coding region runs from base 494 to 2095 and encodes 533 amino acids.